GUAUCGAAGUUCUAGUUCCUCUAAAAAUAAUGAUCAAAUGUUUUUGCAAGUAAAAACUGGAACCUCCCACGCGCCUCUUCCCUUCUCGGACACGCGCAGUCGAGGGAGGGAGAGAGGGGGGAAGCGGGAGCGUGCUUUCCGUGUCUGGUUAGUGGACUGACAGCCAGCUGUGCGGCUACAACGACAACAACAACCUCUUGGAUUUGCUACAUACAACUAGAUUAGUGUUGGUCUGCUACUGAUCAUAAUAGUACACUAUAUCUAGUUUUUGAAGUGAGGAGUCGGCUGCACAAAGCUACAACCAGUACCAUCGGCGGUUUCCGUGCUAACUAGCUAGAAGAGCAUUCCUCCAACAUGAAUCCGUUGUGUGGCAGAUGUAAUCUAGUCGUAUACCCCACGGAAAAAGUGAAUUGUCUGGACAAGUACUGGCAUAAAGGAUGCUUCAGCUGCGAGGUCUGCAAAAUGACUCUAAACAUGAAGAAUUACAAAGGCUUUGAGAAGAGACCAUACUGCAAUGCACACUACCCUAAGACAACAUUCACCUGUGUGACUGACACUCCAGAGAACAACCGCCUCAAACAGCAGAGCAAGAUGCAGAGCCAGGUUCUCUACAGGGAGGAUUUUGAGAAGAAUAAAGGGAAAGGUUUCAGCGUGGUCGCAGACACGCCAGAGAUGCAGAGAAUUAAGAAAUCGCAGAAUCAAAUCAGCAAUAUUAAGUACCAUGAGGAUUUUGAGAAGAAGAAGAUGGUGGGACCGGGCCCAAAUCAGCCGAGCAGUCCCAGCCCAGGAUACCAGCCGCCUGCAGCCUCUCAGAACUUCCACUAUGAGCCCACUCCUGCACCAGUGCAUCAGGCGGCCGCCGCCCCGCCUCCCAGCGCCGGGAAGCGGUACAGGGCAGUGUACGACUACUCUGCUGCCGAUGAAGACGAGGUGUCCUUUGUGGACGGAGAUGUGAUCAUAGACGUGCAGCAGAUCGACGAGGGCUGGAUGUACGGCCGCGUGGAGCGCACCGGCCAGCAGGGCAUGCUGCCUGCCAACUACGUGGAGGCCAUCUGAGUGAGAGGGAGAGAAAAAGAGGGAGAGAAAACGGAGGAGGUAGAGAAAGGGAGGGAAAGGAAAAAGCCCAGUGCCAUCUCAUCUUAAUGCCGCUUUCUCUUGAUUUUACUCUUGUCCCCUAAUCUGUUCCGUGAGACCUUGACCCCCCCCCCGCCCACCCUGCAUUCUUGCUCUGCUCUCCCUGUUCCACCACAGACACCCUCUACCUAUCUGACUGUCUGUCCUUCUCUGUCUGCCUGCCUCUUUGUCUGUCUGUCUGUGCUGAUGUCUGUCUCUGUUUGGAUGUUCGUCAUCCUCUUUAUCUUUUCCUGAACCUGACUCCUCUCUCAAGUGCUGUCACAAGUUGAAAAAUGAAAGUCUUAAAAGAUAAACUCACAGUUCAUCGCAGUAUGUCAGGGGUGAUGUCGUGUCACACAGUUCCAUCCUAGCUAUAGCACUUAAUCCUAGCACAACAUCAUGCAAAAAUUAGGAAGAAAAUGUAAAAAGCCCCUUUUCCCCCCCUACAAGUCACCACAGCUGCAGACAUUAUUCUGUGGAGGAAAUAAGGUUGAAGUAUGGGUGGGUGUGGCAUUUUCAUUGGCUUGUUUUUGUUUAUUUUCUUUAAUAUUGCAGCGUGAUCUUGGCCGGACUGGAAACACAGUGUAGAAUCUCAGUCUAUCAAAACUAAGCUUGAAUACUUUUGACUUGUGUACAUUCCUUUAACCUCUAACCCCUGUUCCACCAAUAAGCCAGUUAUCAUGUCUUAACAGAGAGGUUUUUAAUAUAUUUAUAGCUUGACACACAUCUCGCCAUUGUGUGUGCUUGCGUAGGCACCCUCGUGUUCAGCACUGCAUUGUGGGUAUCGUUGUAAUACUGGAAUCGUAGCCUAACUGAAGAGCACCUCCUGUCGUUGCCUUUCUCGGGCGUGUCGGAUACAGGAGGGAUCAGGGACAAGUUAGUGGACCUUAUCAGUCCAUCUCUUGCAGCCACACUGAAUACAUCACCUCUGUCUGUGUGGAUGUAGAGUGUGUACAUCCUUUUUCCUGUUUCUUGCAGCCUAAACGCCUUCAGUCCUGAGAGAAUCACAAAGUUAUAGUGAAAAGAUUAAACUGUUUGGAGAAAGGAGAUGGGAACAGGUCAAGUCCUCCACCCCCUCCCCCCCCUUUGCUACAAAAUCACCAAGAAAACGCAUACAUAAAAAAGAAAGCCAAGCACAACUCUGUAUUGUGUAUCUUUCUUUUAUUUUGAAUUCAUUCCACUGUUUUUGUGAGUAAACAUUCCUGUCUUUAUUUUCCAUUUAAUGUGAGAGAAAUUGUAGAAUCGUUGGCUGUGGUAAAUGUUGUUCUCAUGCUGUUCUAUCAUUGCCUUUCUUGUUAUUGUAAGAUGCUUAUUUUCAACAACAGAAAGCCAGUGUAAUUAAAUAAAUAAACCAGCAACUCAAUUUAUGAACCAAGGCAGAAGUGUUUAUCUAGUCUUGUGCAUACACAGUAUUGGAUCAAUUGUGGGAUUACUCAACCUGCAGGUUCAGGUGAGAACAGUGCUAGCAGCUUGAUUGAGAAAUCAGCCGAAUGCUCGCACGUUCAAGCCCGUUUAUGAUCAGUGAAUCUCUCUUAUGCUGUUUAAUAUUCUGGACCUUCUAAGAAAGAGUCAUGUUACAGAAUGGCAUUUGAAAUACACAUGGAAUUAUUAAUUAUUUUAUGCCCUGGUCUUCAAAACGUUCAUAAAGCCAGGCCCGUCACCUGUAUGUCAGGGCCGGCUACUGAUGCAAGACAGGAAGCUUCUUCUUUUUUUUUUCUGGCAGGUGAAUCCCAAAAUUGUUAACUAUUUUUGAUAUUUGACCAGUGAAUCAGCCAAUAUUUACCAGCAUUUGGUUGGUGGUGGUCACUAAGAUGUAAAGAAAGGUUGGUUCAUAAACACAAAAUGAAGCAUUUAAGUUGCUGGCUAUUACACAGAAAUGCUGUAUCAUUCCUUCACUCUAGAUACUGUAUUUCUGGGAGGACCUUAUAUGAUUUAAAAAAAACUAAAAUUGACCAUUUCUAAGUGGUGUAAAUAAUCGUAUUGGCCCCUGACCAUACCCCCCAUCCUUCCCCUUCUUUGCUGUUUCAUUCUCCUGUGAUGCACUGUGACUGCCACAGACAUGAGCGAUCAGGGUGUUCCCGUUUUUAAGGUGGGGUGGAGCCAUUCAGCUUUAUUUAAAGAAACGAGGCUCUCACUAUGUAGCUAGAUGACAUUGUACAAUUGUAUAUGUAUCAUAAAGGUAAGUUAGGGAAAAUGUUUUUACAGGUCAUGGUGCUCUGGGAAGUGGCUUGCCUACAGAUUAAAGGGGUUCAUAUUUUUUUGUGAAUGUGACUGAGGGGACGUAAUGCGACUUUAAAAGUUGACACUGAAAAAAAUCAAGUUUGGUGCAAGUUAGUGUUGAACAUGACAACAGUUUGCAAGUUUCUAAUGUGAUGAAUCGUGACAGUGCUGAUCACUGAUUCAGAAAAAAUCCCCACCUCAAACAGGUUUAUAGGUUGCCAGACAAACAAAACAAACACACUGUAUGUAUGCCUGUAUUUUGCAUUAAUCUCUACUUGACAACAGGACAAGUUUAUUUGCAAAACAGAUGCUAGAUGGGAAAGCUGUUUUAGAGCUCACAGUUGUGUUUUCUUGGGUAAACUCAAGAGUUGGUGGUUUGGUUGGUCUUGAAGUGAAAUGAUUGCUGUUCCUGGCUUAUAAUGAAGUUUGCUUAAAUGUAAUUUAAUCACAAAGCUACUUACACUGGUGGCCUCCGUUACUCUGCAGAUUACAUCCAAUCCAAACUUUCUUUUGUGUCGAGGGCGUUGGUUAUGAACGUUGAUGGUUCUGAAUGAAAUGAAAAAAGGUGGCCAAAGACAGGCCAGUGUUGUGUAAGUGUGGCUCAGGAUGGAUUUGUUAAGGCAAGGUUAAAAUUUUAGCGUGUGGUGAUGUAAGUGUGCGAGGCUGGGGGGAGGGGGGGAGAGAUUGCUCUCAAUCUCCGAGACUGUGAGGCUGGGCAAGUUGUUUGUCUGACCUGGAUAUUAGUCAGGAGUUAACCUCUUUGCGCCAAAUACCGCUCUUCUGCUCUGGCAUCACUCACAUACUGAACCGUAACUUCAUAUCAUAACCCUGUUUCUGUCUAGUAUCCUGUCCACCCGUCUACUGAGAUCGCUCUUUCCUUCAGCCUUCAUUGUAGGCUCCUGCGCUUCUGAUCAAUCAUUCCCUGCUUCUAUGAUACUGGUUAUAUACCGUAGACUUCGCAGAGUGAAAUCAUGUAAUCCACAAUCGGGUUUAGCAUUCAGACCGGUUUUGUGCAUUCCAUCUUAAAUUGUUUUGUUUUUUGUAUAAUUUUGUUAUUUUUUGAAUAAAAAAAUAAAGAGACCAUAUGCAUAUUGACAUACAGUAGUCUUGUAUUCAAAACUCAUUCUGAAUACAUACUCAGAAUUAAGGACCUGAUAUCAUCUCCUCUUACCCUGUUACAGCACUUCAAAUUGUACUUAUGAUUCUGCAGAUUCAAUAAAAUGUCAUUUUUUUUCUCA
Perca fluviatilis (European perch) is the source of this 4571-nucleotide messenger RNA. RefSeq names its product LIM and SH3 protein 1 (gene lasp1). Gene Ontology annotation, cellular component: focal adhesion. The transcript has 7 exons. Gene Ontology annotation, molecular function: actin filament binding. Bases 355 to 1056 code for a protein of 233 amino acids. NCBI's taxonomy places the organism in Eukaryota, Metazoa, Chordata, Actinopteri, Perciformes, Percidae. The record is from RefSeq and is a predicted model, not a curated record.